GCAGUGCAGCAGGUGCCAUCCCCACCCCACCCCCGUGUUGUUCUCGCACCACCCACUCCCACUCCACUCUCUCACCACCACCAAACGCUGUUGUCGUAGCCACGCGGCCUCUACCACCUCCACCUGUCCUCCAGAGCCAGAGCCAGAGCUCUUGCAUUCAGCGCAUACCAGCGAGGUCGCGGAUACGCACCAGAAACUGCAGCGGCGAGAUCACAUCACACGAGCAGUGAGCGUGCAUCGCAUUCACUUACGCGGUUGAGGACAGGGAAGGCAUCAAAGGUUUACAUCACCCACCAUAGAAAGCAUCAGCAUGGCACGCCAGAGUGUGACAUCGCAGCUGUCGCAGUUGGAAGAGGAGACACAGGCGGUGGGAUCCAAACCACAGAUGACGGCACAGCUUGUGCAAGGGAGUGUACAAAGGUGUGCGCCAUCCCUGCCCGCGUCCGGCCUCAAGUACUGGCGCGACAUUUCGUGGCCCAGCUUCUUCACUGCCCUCGCCUUGCUUGUCAUCUCCAGAAUAAAGGCCCACGCGAACACAGACUGGACUGUGAAUGAGUUCAACCAUGUCUUGUACCGCUAUCCCAUGGUGGAGAAGGAGAUUGUUCCGACAUGGGCGUUUCUCCUGUGGAUCUUCGCCAUGGCCUUUGUUGUCCUUGGCCUGGAGAUCUGGCUCGUGCGGUCGGUGACGCUGAAGACGCGGGUGAUUAUGGGGUUCAACGUGGGCCUGGGCAUGUUGGAGGGCUUCUUCUACACUGUUGCCUUUACUGAGUUUACCAAGAUCUGGAUUGGCGAGCCGAGGCCCGACUUUGUUGCGCGGUGCCUGGGGUCGCACGAUGCAGUCGCGUCAUUUGACGCCGACGGCGUGAUUGUGUGCACGCAGCAGGUUGGCUCAAACGCGCGCGAGUCAUUUCCCUCUGGCCAUUCCAGCACCACCUUCUCCUGCGGCGUCUUCCUCACCGCUUACUUCAUCUGGACUGCAUACUUCCGCCGCGUGAACCUGCCGUGGCGCGACGCUGCGCGGCGGUGGUACAGUCGCUUUGGCCUCAUGGUCGCCGACAUUGGCUAUCUCGCCUGCUUCUGGCCCAUCGUCUUUGCAGCCUUUGUUGCUGCAAGCCGAGUGUCUGAUCACCGUCACUCGCCGGCGGAUGUCGUGUCUGGCGCGCUGCUGGGCACGCUCUUUGGCGCCAUUCUCUUUGCCCGCCUCCUCUCGCGGGACUACGCCGCGGCUGCAACAGCGCAGCCAUCAGUACACCCCGCAGCACACACGGCAGCCACGCCCCUCUUGUCGUCGUCGUCAUCGGCGCCGAACGCAAACGCGAGUGCGGAUGUGUUUGCGCAAUCGGCGGGGCCGCUCGAAGAUCAGGACGACACCGACAACGACGAUAACUGA
Molecule: messenger RNA, 1390 nt
Organism: Salpingoeca rosetta
Lineage: Eukaryota; Choanoflagellata; Craspedida; Salpingoecidae
Exons: 6
Coding region: 311-1390 (359 amino acids)
Biological process (GO): phospholipid metabolic process
Molecular function (GO): phosphatidate phosphatase activity
Source: RefSeq, a predicted model, not a curated record